AUGAGCGCAUUGGACAAGGUGAAGGCCGUUUUCGGAUUACAGGCGGUAUACGGAUUUUCGCGCAUCCUCUCGGAGUUCGAGGCUAUUGUGAAAUCACCUGGUGAACCUGUCCGUGCAGCGUCCGUGAAGGCUUUGAAGCCUUUGCACGAUAAGAUUCUGAGGCAUGCCCAAGACAUCGCCAUUGACACGCGGUACAACGAAGCAGUCGGAACCCGCAGCCACGGUGGGGCAGGGGAGGUUGCACAUAGGCGAGCGGGAGUUCUGGGUGCCGGCGCGGAAGCUGGCAGAGGCGAGGGCGAGGGCGCGACAAACGGCGGGGGCGCGAAAAAGGGCGAGGGCGCGAAGAAUGGCGAGGGCGCGAAAAAGGGUGAGGUCGUAAACAUGGGCGAGGGCGCGAACAAGGGCGAGGACAAUGGCCAGGCCGAGGGGGAGGAGGAGGGCAAGAAUAAUGGCGCGGCCAAGGGCGUGGGCGAGGACGAAGGUGAGGGCGAGGGCGAGGGCGAAGGCGAGGGCGAAGGCGAGGGCGAGGGCGAAGGUGAGGGCGAGGGCUGGUAUGGGGAGGAGGGCGAAAACGAGGCCGAAUACGAGGAGGAUGACGAAAAGGAGUGGGAGGGCGGGGAGGGUGGGUACGAGGAGGGCCACGGUGGUGGGUAUGGGGAGGGUGAGGGCGGUGGGGAGGGUGAGGGCGAGGGGGAGAGCGGAGGCGAGGGCAAAGAGGAGGCCGAGGGAGCUGAUCGUGAUGAACGGCACAAGAUUGCGGUAGGCAGCACGAAAAUUGGAGCACCGGUUGACGAUGCUCAUCAAGCUCCGCAGUUUCGCGCCGUUGGGAAACGCGGAUUCGUGGGACAGACACGGCUUGCGCGCCGGUCAGAGCGUUCGAUCGCGCAAAGGCGGACCGUGGACGAGUUGUCAUCGUGGCCUGCUCUGUCGCAUGAGGUCGUCCGACUGGACUCUGCGCUCGAGAAUUCGAGGAUGGACCUGGCUGAUGCGCGACACGACAACUUCGUGCAGCGCAAGAAAAUCCGCGAACUACUGACGAGGAUGGGGGAGCAUCGCGCCGCGUUGUCUCGAGUGACCGACACGUAUGCCAGUGCUCUUAGGAGGUUGGAGGACAUGGAGAGACGUGCUGGGAAGGAUCUCGCGGAUGCUGUGCACACGUGCAUCCGCGACAGCGCAGCGGGAGUCGUCGGAGCGUGCCAUAGCGAAGUUGGCGGAGGCGGCUUCUGCCUUCAUGUCGAUGGUUUCGCAACGCGGCCUUUUUUCGUCGGGGCCAACGGGGAUGGAGUUCUUCGCAAAGGAAAGCAUUACGCGAAAUCGAAGGUUCCAGAGGGUGCUCUUGCCGGUUCCGUGGCGUAUACGGUCACGUUCUUGUGGCUAGUCUCCAAGGGACGUGAUCGCGGCUUCGCUGACACGGAAGCGAAACGCGCUGCAGAGAAGGCUGGAGCACCGGGCCUGAGCGUGGAGCUAAUCUUGGCCGCGUGGCUGAACAUUAUCGUGGCUCUGAAGACAAGCGACGAUGCGGACGAUGUGGAGAAGCAGGUGGUGGCCGCUUUCAAGGGUGCGAAGAACAAGAGUUUGGAACCCCUCGUGCACGAGAUGGUGGAUGUACUGAGCACAUGGUGUUACGAUCCCGAGGCAGCAGCGAAGUUGAGGGGUGUCGGCCUGUUUUUGGAGUGCAGCAAUGAUCGCGCCAAAGCAAGGAACCAGCCCAGCUCGCGUUCGCGUGCGAAGAAGCCAUCCCAGCCAUCCCCGCCAUCCCCAGAACCUGGGAAGGAGAACGUUGAAGAGAUUUCUGAUGAUGACGAGUAA
Closterium sp. Naga37s-1 is the source of this 1809-nucleotide messenger RNA. Lineage: Eukaryota; Viridiplantae; Streptophyta; Zygnematophyceae; Desmidiales; Closteriaceae. The record is from the annotation of a GenBank genome assembly.